AUGAUGCAGGUGCGACGUGUAUUGUAUUUUCUGGCUCUAAUUUUGAGUGUUGCCUCUGUUUGCAUGGCGGCUGCUGAAGCUGGAAACUCCGUAAGUUCUUCUUCUACCUCUUCUAACUCUGUUGAUGGUUGUCUUCCUCCUCCUGAAGAUGAUGCUGAUAAUAUUCGUGAAACUCCUCGUGAUAUUACUAAAUAUUGUGAUGAACAGCGUCGUUCUAAUGCUCCUCCUGCUGAACCUCCUGUUGCUGCUGCUGGUGCUGCGGAAGGGAGUAACGGUUCGUCUCCAUCUGGAGGUCAAACUGGAGCCAACGUCAACAAUCCAGCAGGUGAAGGUGCAGUCAACGCGGAGAGUACAGCAACAGCACAACCCACUUCUCCUUCUCCCGAAUCUUCAGACACAGAGACUGCCAAUGGUUCUGGCACUGCAAACGAUGGGGGUGGCAGUACACCUGCAGGGAGUGAACCAUCCAAUAACCCAAGUGAUGAGGAAUCAACAACUACUACUACUAUGCCAAGACCCGAGAAUACUACCACAGAAGCACCAACCACCACUCCAUCUGCUGUACCCAACGCAGAGAUCAUCACCAUCGCUUCCACAGUUGAGAAGAAUAAGGCUAAUGUUGACAGCAGUAUCAGUCCUUUAUGGGUGUGCACUGCAGCACCGCUACUGAUUGUGGCUGUGUUGUUCUCCGCUACCCUGUAA
Messenger RNA from Trypanosoma theileri, 702 nucleotides. RefSeq lists its product as uncharacterized. The transcript has a single exon. The record is from RefSeq and is a predicted model, not a curated record. NCBI's taxonomy places the organism in Eukaryota, Euglenozoa, Kinetoplastea, Trypanosomatida, Trypanosomatidae. The coding region runs from base 1 to 702 and encodes 233 amino acids.